Molecule: messenger RNA, 4534 nt
Organism: Acipenser ruthenus (sterlet)
Lineage: Eukaryota; Metazoa; Chordata; Actinopteri; Acipenseriformes; Acipenseridae
Product: MOB kinase activator 3C-like
Exons: 4
Coding region: 3331-3981 (216 amino acids)
Biological process (GO): signal transduction; positive regulation of protein phosphorylation
Cellular component (GO): cytoplasm; nucleus
Molecular function (GO): protein kinase activator activity
Source: RefSeq, a predicted model, not a curated record
UUUUAUUUACUGACUGUUUGGUUUUUUUUGUUGUUUCUUAAGUAAUAUGUACAUUUUAAGUUUCACAACGCCUGUCUUUCAGGGGGCGUCCGUGAGUCUUUUUAGAGUCAGUUAGUUACCUGACUUGCAUUAUCUCAUAGUGGUGCUGUACACAAGUUACAUGUUUUGAGCCUAGGAGACCAUCGUUAUACUGAAGAAAGAAAUUGCUUAAAAGGGAAAUUCUAGGCUUGUAUCAUACAUUAAAAUGUCUGUACACCGUGAAGACAGGAGUGCUAGCUGCUCUUUACAAACUCCUGAACCGAGCAUGUCUGGCAUGGCUGGCUGCCCAGGAACAAGCAACAGCAACAUUGUCCCCAGUUUUGUUGCUAAACAAGUGACUAGUGUUCGAUCAGAGAAAAAAAAAAAAAAAAAAAAAAACAGAAUCUCAACUGUACUGUACAUUCUCUUCCUUAAAUAAUCCUUAUCUUGUUGCAAAAAGCUUGAUUGCUCAGUUAGUUUCUUCUAGUUUAAAAGACCUGGCUGCCAGCUGAUUUGCAUGUACUGUACGGUACACUUUAAACAUCUUUUUAUCUUUUAAGAGCUGUCUGUGUUUUGAAGUCCACCUUUGCCAUUCCCUUCCAGUUGAUCCUAGCUAUAUCUCAUGAAAAUUAAUCAAAUAAAGUGUACGAAAACUUACCCUUAACUUUAAACACUAAUGUAAAAAUAAAAGGCAAACACUGAUGUAAAAGUUAAGAGGCAAGUAGACAUAUGUUUCAGCUAUGUCUGUCAUCCGUGAUGCCUUCAUCAUUACUGCUGUCUGAUUGCAGCUUCAGUAUGUUCUUAACGUGUUUCUACAGCACUUUUCAAACUUGGACUUUUACAACUAACUGAGAUAUUCAGCUUUUAGAGGUGGUUGAAAAGGAUGUUUUUGCUGAAAUUGUUAGCCUAGUAUCUAGAUGGUAUAACCCAUAAAGCUUGGAUCUGACCAGUUCACAAAGACAAAGACCUAAGCAAGUGGUUACAUAAAGUUAACACAGCUACAGUACACACACAUCAUUGAAUUCAACUUGCAAGACAAGAUAUGUCUUGUGUUCUAAAAUGUAUACCGGUAAAUGAAGAGCUCACCCCCUCUCAUUAUCUCUGGGCAAUGUAAGUGUGUUCUUUGUUUCUCUCUUCCUUUCUUGGAAUAGCUGUUUCUGAGUACCACUAAAAGGGAAUAAUGAGUUUCCAAUACUGCAGACUGGUUUCUCUAAGCCUCAUAAUGAGUCUGUACAGUUAACAAUCUCUACAAAACACAGUGUGCUCGAUGCAGGCUGUGAGGUUCCAUUUUUGUGGAGAGCCGUCUAAACUCUUCAUUGGAUAUGCUGUCUCUCAGAUACCCAGUACAGUUUUUCAAAGAUGAAAAGAAGACUCCCAUUGCAUAGCAGUUCCUGGUUUUACUAUGAGUUUAUAUAUAUUAGGGCUGUCAAUAAUUGCAGUUAACUUACGUGAUUAACAUGUUAAUUUUUUGGGCGAUUAAUUUUUUUAACGCACGUUAAUUGCACUGUCUUGUCCCUCUUGGCAUACAGUAAUUCAUUUCCUGCGGCACCAUUUUAGUGCAUGCCAGGACUGAAUACGUGCAGUCAUCGUUUAAAUAUAAAAUAAGUCACAAAACGGCAUUAUGUAGCAAAGCAUUCAAACUGAAGGACUUGUGAAUGGGACGUUUAUUUUUUUUAAACUUUUUGAAGGUACAUUGGAUAUAAAGAGGGUUACUUGUAUCUGCUGUCAAAGUGAGCUCCAGUAAUCACAGAAGUGCAUCUAGUCUGCUGUACCACCUGCAUGCUAAACAUGCUUUCACUUCUCAAAAUACACUAUCUAGUACUUUUUCUGCUACAGACAUCAAUAAUACAACAACAAAUUAAACCCGUCAGAUUCGACAGAGUACUUUUUAGAAAUUCAGGAUCCCUGCAAACCCAUGAAUCAAAUUAAAUGUAACCAGUAUGUUGGAUAGCUACCAACUGCAGACCCGUUAACAUUGUACCUUUGUUUUAUUUCAAUAACCACAUUUAUUUUUAAACAAUGUUAUUUACAAUUAUGGACGAUACAGCCGUUACUCAGUGAAUGUUUUGUUUUAUUUAAGCAAUUUCAAGUUAUUAAUAAUGAUUUCCAUUACAGGAGUGUAGAUGUUAAAACUUGAUGCUGAUUUGAACUCGGCUUUCGCCAAGAUAAGCACCAACUAAGACGUAGCUUUACAGUAAACUAAUGUGAUCCAUCUGCGUCUCCAUCCACUUGCGUUUCCUUCCAUCUGACGAUGUAGAUAUCCUUCUGCCUGGUGUUGAUGGCUGAAGUGUAAUGCUGGCUCCAGGGAUCAGCUUAUUUUGCCUCCGCAGCAUAUCAGCACACACAAUGGCUGCGAUGCUGGCUCCGGGGAUCAACCACAGUGCGGUCUCCCGAGUGCAUCAGUAAGACAACCGUUUGGAUUGAACGAAGUCUGAUCCAGACCACAAGACAAUAUCUGACAGAAGGUUAGUGGUGGAAAAAUCUGGCAGCAUUUUCCAAUCUCUAGCAGCUUCCAGCUGUCCUGGGCGAGGAUUGGUAUUAACACCUUUUCUUGGCGGUUGCUCUCUUGGGCGGAGGAAUGUUGUCUUUUGUGUGUAAUGUUUUGAUGGAACUGGUGGCAACUUAUUGGUCAUGUUACGCUUGUCUUCCAAUGUUAAGGCCAAACAUCGCAGCACCUGGUCAUGGUGCCAAGUAAGAUGUCCUUGGCUAAGAUCCACCUUACAUCCUGUCAAAAUGUGCCUUAAUGUUGCAGGUGAUGAACACAAAGGAAAUGAGGGAUCCUCUCCUACCCAGAGGUUUAGGUUCUGUGGUGAUGGGAGAACAUCGUAUGCUGGACCUGAUGAAGAAACUGAUCCUGCUCUGUUCCAUUGUUCAUAGGUCUUGCCAGCCAGUCUUGCGUUGUUCCACACUCUCCCAUCUCAUCCAUUCUCCCUGCUUGGCCUAGGAAACGGCCUUUACACACUUCAUCUUCUCCUCCUGCUUCUGCACCUCAUUGACUACGGAGGAACCAUUGAGCUGGGGUUGCCUUGUGCCAUGUAGGAGGAGCUGAACUGAGACCGACCCCCUCUUCCAAGCUGAACUUGCCCCAUGAUAUCACCAAUUCGAAGGGAAGCCUUUGCAUCUUCCAUGGCUUUCUUUGCCGCCCACUUUCUUCCAGUUUUCAAUACAGUCACUGGGAGAACUGAAUACAUUUCACCCUGGACUGUGUAAAUACGUUUCUUCUCUCUCUCGACAAAAAAAAACCCCAAGAAAUCCCCACUGGUUUUUCCCAACAAACUCCAAGCCCUCCCACCCCCCACCACCCCCCAAAACAUGGAUCUGUGCCUGGGCCAGGUGUUCAGCAAGGACAAGACUUUCCGGCCUCGGAAGCGAUUUGAACCCGGGACCCAGCGUUUCGAGCUGUAUAAAAAGGCGCAGGCGUCUCUGAAGUCUGGCUUGGACCUGCGGAGUGUGGUGCAGCUCCCCCAGGGAGAGAACAUCAAUGACUGGAUUGCUGUGCACGUGGUGGACUUCUUCAACCGCAUCAACCUCAUCUACGGCACGGUGAGCGAGUUCUGCACGGAGCGCUCCUGCCCAGUCAUGUCCGGGGGCCAGCGUUAUGAGUACCGCUGGAAAGACAACAACCUGUACAAGAAGCCCACCAAGCUACCCGCCCUCAAGUACAUGAGCCUACUGAUGAACUGGAUAGAGACGCUCAUCAACAACGAGGACAUCUUCCCCACAAGAGUAGGGGUUCCAUUCCCCAAGAACUUCCAGCAAGUGUGCAAGAAGAUUCUGAGCAGGCUGUUCCGAGUCUUCGUCCACGUCUACAUUCACCACUUCGACAGCAUCUGCAGCAUGGGGGCAGAGGCGCACGUCAACACCUGCUACAAGCAUUACUACUACUUCAUCACGGAGUUCAGCCUCAUCGAGCACUCAGAGCUGCAGCCCCUGAAAGCAAUGACUGAAAGGAUCUGCACCUGAUUGAGACCACAGGACCUGGAUGGAGCUUGUUAGGCUAAAGCUACCCGACUGCCAGUCUUUACAUAAAAAAUAUCUGGCUUUACUUUAUAUUGUCACACAUAUGAUACAUCGAUCAUAUUUCUUAUAACGUUCUGACACUUCAAAUGUUCAUGUCAUAAGUCCCAAAAAAGUAUUUAAAAUAAGAUGAUUUGAUAUAACGGGCUUUAGCCAAUGCCUGCAAGUACUACUGCAUCAACUGCUUAAUAUGGCCACCUUGAGAAAGGCUUUCACAUUAAAACCAACAAAAGUACAAAGUGGCCAAGUUACUUUAUAGUCCCUGUAUAGGUAACACUCAAUGUGGAAGUGAAUUGUCAUUGAUUAGUACUCAAUUGUAAAGGUGAGGGAAGUUCAGCUUUUCUUCUUUUGAAAUGAACACAUUAAUGAAUAGGCAUGUUUUGACUAAUUUAAUACCUGAAAACAAAUCCAUCUUGAAGGUAAUUAAACAGAAAAUAUGAGUCUCGGCACACCCCUACUCUGGGAUUCACCUUUUAAUACCAUGUCUGCUUUAAUGUGG